Molecule: messenger RNA, 2011 nt
Organism: Bactrocera dorsalis (oriental fruit fly)
Lineage: Eukaryota; Metazoa; Arthropoda; Insecta; Diptera; Tephritidae
Product: craniofacial development protein 2-like
Exons: 2
Coding region: 1-1161 (386 amino acids)
Biological process (GO): chromatin remodeling
Cellular component (GO): nucleus
Molecular function (GO): catalytic activity
Source: RefSeq, a predicted model, not a curated record
AUGAGAGACCACCCUUUUGAUGACGACCAUGGCAAACGAAAUAAGGACUAUGAUUUGAGGGCAUGCACCUGGAAUGUCCGGUCCCUUAAUUGGGAAGGUGCCGCUGCCCAGCUGGUAGAUGUCCUCGUAAAGAUAAAAGCUGACAUCACCGCCGUCCAAGAAAUGCGAUGGACGGGACAAGGACAGAGACGAGUAGGUCCUUGUGACAUUUACUACAGUGGCCAUAUAAAGGAGCACAAGUUUGGUGUGGGAUUCGUGGUGGGAGAGAGACUCCGUCGCCGAGUACUAUCAUUCACUCCGGUGAAUGAACGUCUAGCCACAAUCCGCAUCAAAGCGAGGUUCUUCAACAUAUCGCUGAUUUGCGCCCACGCCCCGACGGAAGAGAAGGACGAUGUGACCAAAGUUGCUUUUUAUGAGUGCUUGGAGCGCACUUAUGAGAGAUGCCCCCUCCACGAUGUUAAAAUCGCGCUUGGCGACUUUAACGCCAGGGUGGGCAAAGAAGGUAUCUUUGGCACUACGGUCGGUAAAUUCAGCCUCCACGAGGAAACAUCCCCAAAUGGGUUGAGGCUGAUCGACUUCACCGGGGCCCGAAAUAUGGUUAUCUGUAGUACUAGAUUCCAGCAUAAGAAGAUACAUCAAGCUACCUGGCUGUCUCCAGAUCGAAAAACCACCAACCAGAUCGAUCAUGUUGUGAUAGACGGAAGACACGUCUCCAGUGUUUUAGAUGUGCGUGCGCUCCGAGGUCCUAACAUCGACUCGGACCACUAUAUUGUUGCAGCCAAAAUUCGCACCAGCCUCUGUGCAGCAACAAACGCACGCCAACAAACACAAGGAAGGUUCGACGUCGAGAAGCUGCAAUCACAACAGACAGCCGAAAGAUUUUCUACUCGGCUUGCACUCCUACUCUCUGAGAGCACUCGUCAACAACUCGGUAUAAGGGAACUGUUGGACGGCAUUUCAAACUCCUUGCGUACAGCUGCAACCGAAACCAUUGGUCUUCGGAAAGUGCAAAAGAACAGCUGGUACGACGAGGAGUGCCGUGUCGCAGCGGAGAGAAAACAGGCUGCCUACCUCGCAACGUUACGAUCGACCACAACACGUGCGGGAUGGGAUAGAUACCGAGAGUUGCAGACAGAAGAAGAAAGAGGCCGAAAUGCGUGAGUACAAACAGCUUGAUAAGCUGGCCGACAGGGGUAAUGCUCGAAAAUUCUACGAAAAAAUGCGGCGGCUUACAGAAGGUUUCAAGACCGGAGCAUACUCUUGUAGAACCCCCAAAGGUGAUCUAGCCACCGAUGCCCAGAGCAUACUUAGACUAUGGAGGGAACACUUCUCCAGCCUGCUGAAUGGCAGUGAACACAUAACACCAGAAGAAGGCGAACCCGAUACCCCAAUCGAUGACGAUGGAGCAGACGUUCCAUUACCCGGCCAUGAAGAAGUUCGAAUAGCAAUUGCCCGCCUGAAGAACAACAAAGCGGCAGGGGCCGACGGAUUGCCGGCCGAGCUAUUCAAACACGGCGGCGAAGAGCUGAUAAGGAGCAUGCGUCAGCUUCUUUGUAAAAUAUGGUCGGACGAAAGCAUGCCCAACGAUUGGAAUCUAAGUGUGCUCUGCCCAAUCCAUAAAAAAGGAGACCCCACAAUCUGCGCCAACUACCGUGGGAUUAGCCUCCUCAACAUUGCAUAUAUGGUUCUAUCGAGCGUAUUGUGUGAAAGAUUAAAGCCCACCGUCAACAAACUGAUUGGACUUUAUCAAAGUGGCUUUAGACCUGGAAAAUCAAAAGCCAAACCAAAAACCAAAAGCUUCGUCAGGAUCGGGAAAGACCACUCUGAGCCAUUCGAUACCAAACGAGGUUUCAGACAAGGCGCUGAUUGGAUGGCUCGGAGAGGUUCUUUUUGAUCCUGACGGAGUUUUUGAUGUUACUCAACGUCAGUUUACACAGUCGUAUUAGGUUAUCAAAUUCAGACUCCCUAUCGUGCGACUUCUUCAAUCUGCUGCUGGAGAAAAUAAUUCGAG